AUCCGCUCGCGCUCAUUUGCGGCUUCGUAAAGAUGGCGUGGAGGUGCACCGUGUCGAAUUUGAGAGUGGUGGCUUCUCGGUGCCUGCACUCUCCGGCCACCUGGCAGCCUCCGCGCCGUAUGGUGCGGAUCGUCUGGCCGCUGCGGAGCCUGAGCACCGGCAGAUCGGCCCUCUCCGCUCGCAAGUUUACAGACAAACAUGAAUGGAUAACAGUUGAGAAUGGAAUUGGUACAGUGGGCAUUAGCAAUUAUGCUCAGGAAGCAUUAGGAGACGUUGUAUAUUGUGGAUUGCCAGAGAUAGGCACAAAGCUGAACCAAUUGGAUGAAUUUGGUGCUCUGGAAAGUGUGAAAGCUGCUAGUGAAUUGUAUUCACCCCUGACUGGAGAGGUAACCGAUGUAAAUAAGGCUCUUGCUGACAAUCCAGGACUAGUCAAUAAAUCCUGCUACGGAGAAGGUUGGCUCAUUAAAAUGACAGUUGAUAAUCCUGCUGAAGUUGAUGAGCUGAUGGAUGAAGAGAGCUAUGAGAAAUUCCUAAAGUCCAUUGAAGACUGAGUCACUCUUCAUUCCUAGCAAUAAAAAUUGCACGUCUGUUCCCGUGUACUUUAGCAGUGAGAGUGAUGGGUUGUGUAUCGAGACUCUUGGCUUAACAAGCAAGAGUAAUUUAUAAGGAAUGCAGUUCAAUGUGAUCCUCUUAAAAGUAGUCAUAAUGGAAAUAGGUGAGAUUUCUAAAAAUGACAAUUAACCUACACAAUCCUCCUGGUUUUACAAUAUCUCAGCAACUGAAAGAUGAGCAAUAUAUUGGCCGUAAAUUUUUAACCAUUCAACUGUAGGUUGUAAUUAACUUCAAAUUUUUAUUUGAUACAAUGCAACUAGUCAAUAAUGUAUAAAGCUGGUCACUAUGGCACUGAAAUCAUGACAAGGUCUGUUUUUGACCAAUGGUAUUAUGGUUAUGUUGUGAAUUUUGUUUUUAUUAUUUUCAGGUUAUUUUGUUCUCUUUAAAGCCAUGAUGUUCACUUUUUAAAUGGCCUCAGCUGUUAUUUUUCUACAGAUUAAACCACAAUUUAAUGGCGGGUGGCUAAUUGGUAAUAAAACUGACAUAACUGGAAAACCCCACGACUGUUGUAUUUUCUGGUUCUACUUGCAUUGUAUAGUUAAUACAAAGUCUACACUUUUUCAUUUUAUAAUGGUAAAUGGUCUUGAUUCAUUCAGUUUCUAUAAUGCAAUACUUCAUAUUUAUAAAGUACCAAUUGAACGUCUGCCAUUUUGAGAUCUGCUAGGGUUUAUAGUGAAUAAUAGAAGCAACAUAAUACAGUGCAGGAGCGAUUACAAUAUGUACACCUACCUUUUUAUUGUGGUUUGUACAUUUGUACCACUUUUCCAUGUUUCUAGAUAAUGAUUUUUGCUUCUCAUUUAGGAUGUCAACGAAGGAGUUUCAUGGGCUGCAGCAUUUAUUUCAGCAUAAAAGGAGUAGGACUAUUCCAUAUUGUAGAGAUGAUUCUGCAGAGUACCCCAGUCAGAAUUUUACUCAUUUGGCAUGUAAAAAUUGAAACAGUUUUUUUUUGUGUGGGUUGAAAGAGGUAUGUGGUGGGUUUGCACAAAUAGGUAGUAAUUUAAACAUAUCGAUAACUCAAAUAUUUUAUUGGAGUAAAGAUAAUUUCUAAUAAAAAUCAAAAAGGUCCAAUCCUGUUUCUGCACAGGGGUUAGGUUAAUUCAACAGUAGCUAAGCAUGUGCCAGCUGUCUACAGGUGGCCAAUGUUUUGUGAGAUUCGUAUUAAUUUGCAGUGGUAAAUAUAUAGGGUAUCCAGUUUUGUUCCACAAGAUAUGUAGUUUCGCGUACAUCAAUGUAUUUGGUUAAUAAAGGACUAAUAAAUUAUGUAAAGUAUUUGUAACUCGGCAAUGUAUUUCUUUGUCGAAAGAAAGGGCAGUGGUGAUUGUACGGAGUAAACUGCAUAUCAGUCUUCAGACAGAAUUGUGUUGUUUUGUAAAUCAAUUCCUUGGCCCAAACACUGAUCUCAAUAGAUAGAAACUGAGUAUCUUGUAGGAUUGUCAAAGUUCCCCUUAAGAAAGAAAUUUUAAAGAAUUUCCACAUCUUCCAAGAUUGCAACAGAAUAUAAAUCCAGGAAUGGACAUUUUUGAAUCUAGAAUUUAAGGAUUGUAUCGGACAAGUAAUGAAAGUCAUUUGUUAAUUAGAAAGAUAUUAUAGUAAAACCUCUAAAAUAAAAUGAAAUACCUGAAGAUUGUAGAUUAAUGUUUUGGGUUAUUUCUAGGACUUCACUGGGCUUCAAGAAAAUGUUUGCAUCGAUUUUUCUUGGAUGGUAACAAGUGUUAAGCUGCAUUUAACCCCAAACAUCCUUGCACAAAUAUCACUCUCAUAAAAUUGAUGUAAGGGACUAAUGAAUUUCAUUACAACUGAAAGAACAAAAGACUAGGCCAUUCAAAUAGAUGAAGGCUGAUCUGCACCUCCACUCCAUUUAGCUGCCUUUGUUCCAUAAACCCUUGUUACUCAACAUAACACAAAUCUAUCAAUUUCAGUCUUGAAAAUUUCAAUUGAUGCAGAACUUAUUGCCAUUUGAAAGAAUAAGUUCCAGAUUUUUUUGUGAAAACUUCAUCCUGAUUUCACUCCUAAGUGGCCUGGCUUUACUUAAAUCUUUUGUUCUUGUUUUUCCCCCACCAAAGAAAAUACCUUUUCUAUGUCUAUCCUAUCAAAUCCCUUUAUCAUCUUAAACCUUUAGAAGAUUCAGGCAUGAUCUCAUGUAAUCUCAGAGAAAUAUAAACUACAUUUAUGCAA
Carcharodon carcharias (great white shark) is the source of this 2787-nucleotide messenger RNA. RefSeq names its product glycine cleavage system H protein, mitochondrial-like. Gene Ontology annotation, biological process: glycine decarboxylation via glycine cleavage system; protein lipoylation. The record is from RefSeq and is a predicted model, not a curated record. The coding region runs from base 33 to 551 and encodes 172 amino acids. Gene Ontology annotation, cellular component: mitochondrion; cytoplasm; glycine cleavage complex. The transcript is spliced from 5 exons. NCBI's taxonomy places the organism in Eukaryota, Metazoa, Chordata, Chondrichthyes, Lamniformes, Lamnidae.